AUGUCUAGAAAUUUUCAUAAAGUUGUUGAAUCUCAAUUGAUAAACUUUUCGCCUGUAAGAGAAAAUCAUGAUGUUGAAUUAAAUAAUUCUACAGAAGACAGAAAGAAUUUAUGGUCACAAAAAUCUACUGGUAAAGAUAUUAAUUCAAAAUGGCAAGGUAUACGACCAGUACCAGAUGAUUUGAUUUCAGAAGAUAAUACAAAUUAUAUACUUUAUAAUUUGACUGUCGAAGAAAUUAAAGAUGAAUUCAAUAUCGCCAAACCUAUAGAAGAAAUUUUAGAAAAAAAAAAUGAAAUGCUAAAUAAUAGCAAUAAUAUAGAUCGUUAUAAUAAAAUUUAUAAUGUUAGUUUAAAAUCCCUUUGUAUAGAUUUAGCUGUAAACUUACAAUUUGUAAAUAAUAAAAAUUUAUCACCUUAUGAUUUAAAAAGAGAAAGCAUAUCAUUUGCCGCUAAAUAUUUAAAAGAUGAAGAAGACAAAAAAGGGGAAAGCUCUCAUGCAAUUAAUGAAGAAGAAGAAAAAAAAAAGGAAACAUUGAUAAGAAUUUUUGAUGUUUCUGAAUCUGAUUUAAAAAUUUUAAAUCAAGCAGAGUUUUCAGUCCAUAGAUAUUAUAUGGAUUUAAAAGAAAAUCUCAAGCAUCAAUCAACACAAUUUAAAAGUGACAAUUUGAUUAAUGGGAUCACACCACUUGCCAACAAAAUUGCUGAUAAAUUACAAAGUCACUGGCCCAGUUUGUAUCAAAAGUUGGCAUCAAAUGUUUUUCCCGAACAGGUGAAAAAACUGUUCAAUACAUUUACCAUGUUAGUUAUCAACUUCAACACACUAACAGAUCUUCAUCAUGAUAUUAAGGAUCUUGAUAAUAGUUUGUGUGUGGUUGUACCCUUGGGUGAAUUUGAGGGAGGCGAACUAGUGUUUCCAGAAAUAAACCUAGUGGUAGAAUUGAAGUGA
Molecule: messenger RNA, 945 nt
Organism: Entrophospora sp. SA101
Lineage: Eukaryota; Fungi; Glomeromycota; Glomeromycetes; Entrophosporales; Entrophosporaceae
Source: the annotation of a GenBank genome assembly